AUGAUCAGGAUAGAAGGGAAGGAUUAUGGUCCUGUACGGGCCCUGUUAGAUACUGGAGCUCAACCAAAUUUGGUGAGUUACCAGCUAAUGGAAAGAUUGGCCCUUGACAAAAGGCAAGCGGCAAGAGAGGUCGUAGGUAUCAGAGGGGAGCCGCUUCACAUCAAAUAUUAUACUAGGCUCAGGGUUGGGCCAUGGUUCGAUUCACAGGUCACGAUAGAACAAGAAUUUUGGGUAUUGCCACGGCAGGAGGGAUGGCAGCCGAUGACUUUACCGCUGGGAAGGAGAUGCCCGGUUGAAUCAAUACAACAGGGUUCUCCAUUGGCUGAUCCCGAAUACUGGAAAGGUGCGCAAAUUGAUUUGAUACUUGGAUGCAAAUUCAUAGCAGAAAUGUUUGCUUCAACCAUGGAAAGACAGGCAGCUGGUAUGCUGUGCAUGGAGACCAUAUUUGGCAAAAUAGUUCUUGGACAGACGAAAGAGUCAAAGGGUAUGACAAGAGCCCAGCAGGCAUACGUUGUAUCGCCGAGCAAUGAGGAGCUGCACGCAGCACUGAAACAAUUGUGGACUCUCGACGAAGUUGGCAACACAAUUUCGAGAUCAAGAGAAGAAGAGUUGGUAGAGAAAAACUUUAUUGACACGUUUAGGAGAGACAACUCUGGAAGAUUUAUUGUCACGAUUCCUCUCAAGGAAUCAGGGAAGAAUAUUGGCACUACUGAGCUCACAGCCAAGCGUAGGUUCUUUGCUCUGGAAAGAAAAUUAGAAAGAGAUACAGAUCUGAAAGAGAAGUAUGUGAACUUCAUGAGAGAGUACGAGAGAAUGGGGCACAUGACACAAGUUAGUGGUAUGUCCCGUGGAGAGAUCGUCUAUCACAUACCGCAUCAUUGUGUGACGAAGAAAUUCCGAGUAGUCUUUGAUGCAAGCUGCAAGACCGACAAGGGGAUCUCACUCAAUGAAGUGCAAAUGAUAGGAGAGAAGUUACAAAAGGAUCUCCACGAGAUUCUAAUGCGAUUUAGAAGGCACAGGGUGGCGAUUAGUGCAGACAUCAAGAUGAUGUUCCGCAUGGUAAAGAUUGCGAAAGAACAGUGGGAUCUUCAGCGUAUAUUCUGGAGAGAGAGCCCACAGGAAAGACUGAAAGAAUACUGGCUCACUGUAGUCACGUAUGGGAUGGCAUCAUCGGCGCACAAUUCAGUACGAGCGCUGAUGCAGUGUGCCAAGGAGGCGGAAAGAGUGUUUCCCAAAGCAUCCAAGGCAAUCAUAGAAGAUUUCUACAUGGAUGAUUGUGCGACGGGAGCAGAUUCAGAGAGAGAAGCGAUAGAACUGUCAAAAGAAAUUGACUCUGUGUUAAAAGGUGCAGGGUUUGAACUAAGGAAAUGGAAAUCAAACUCGAGAGCACUAGUGAAAGAUAUGGAAUUCGAAGAUGUUCUGUUCCAGGAAGAGGACAAGACAUCGAUACUUGGUUUAAAAUGGCUAUUACGUGAAGACCAAUUCACUUUUGUGGUCAAAACCCCCAAUACACAACAAGAACUUAUGACGAAGAGAAAAAUCGUAAGCUGUAUUGCUCAGCUAUACGAUCCUAAUGGCUUCAUCUCGCCAGUCACAAUUAGCGGCAAGAUCCUCAUUCAAGACAUAUGGCGUCUGAAGACUGAUUGGGAUGAAGAACUUCCGAAAGAGAUAUUAGAAAGAUGGACAGAAUUCUGGAAAGAGAUUGUCUUCUUGGAGGACAUAAGGAUAGAUCGAUGGAUUGGAGCAACCUCAAGAGUACGGAAAGAGAUCCAUGGAUUUUCAGACGCGUCCGAGAAGGCGUAUGGAGCGGUUAUUUAUGUUAGAACCGAACAGCCAAAUGGAGAGACAUGGUCCACGCUAUUGACAGCAAAAACGCGUGUGGCACCAUUAAAGACAGUGACAAUACCACGUCUCGAGCUGGCUGCGGCGGAAUUGCUAGGAAGACUGGUUGUCGAUGUAAUGAAGACGAUGGAAUGGAGAGGGGUGGAGUAUCACCUAUGGACAGAUUCUCUGGUGGCAUUACACUGGAUCAAUAAAACGCCAUGUGAAUUGAAGACAUUCGUCGCAAACAGAGUUGCAUCCAUACAAACAAAUACCGAGAUCGAAAGAUGGAGACAUGUUGGGACGAAAGACAACCCAGCAGACCUUCUAAGUAGAGGAGUGAAGCCGUCGGUGUUAAUCAAGAGUCGACUAUGGCUGCACGGACCAGAGUGGCUCAUACAACCCAAAUCGAGUUGGACAUCUGAAAAUUUUGUGCCAAAUGUUUCAGAUGGGGGGAGGGAUGAGAUGAAAGUGCUUACGAUAAUGAAGUUCUCAGAACCAUUAUCGAUGCGUACGAAAGAUGGAAAGAGUGUGUCUAUAAUUGAAUAUUCACACACGCUCGAGAAAGCGAUAGGUAUAAUAGGGUUUAUUUUUCGGUAUGUCAAUUCACUAAGAGCAAGGGUGAAGCGACGGAUAGAGGAGGAAAGAAAAUAUGGAAAGAAUUAUAGGCGCUCUAAGCGUCUGAGGGAAAGAAGCGAAAGAACAUGUAUUCAGCUGACAUCUGUUGAAAAGAGUCAGGCAAUGGAUCAUGUAUUACGGAAAGAACAGGAAAGAUAUUUUGGGAAAGACAUUUCAUGCUUAAAGAAAGAUAAGUGUUUACCGGAAAGAAGCAAUAUAGAAUCCUUGAAACCCAUACUAGAUGAGAAAAACAUUCUAAGGGUUGGAGGACGUCUGGACAGAGCGAAUAUGAGAUACGAGAGGCGACAUCCAGCAAUCGUACCUAGUGGUUCACGGUUGGCAUGGCUGAUCAUGGAUAGCGCUCAUACAGCUACAAAGCAUGGAGCUGUGCAGGUUAUGAUGCAACAUAUACGCGAAAGAUUUUGGAUCCCAAGACUGAGAAGUGAAUUGAGAAGAUUUUUACACAAAUGUGUGGUGUGUGUCCGAUACAACCAUCGUUUCGAAACGCAACUGAUGGCGGACUUGCCGAGAGAGAGAGUAACACCAGGAAAGCCAUUUCUGCAUUCAGGGGUAGACUAUGCAGGACCCUUUGAAAUCAAAACGAUAGACAGAGCAGGCGAGCAGAUCGUAAGGCAGAAGUGUUGGGUAUCCGUUUUCGUAUGCCUGAAGACGAGAGCCAUACAUAUUGAUGUGGUGUCAGAUCUAACAUCAGUAGCAUUUAUCGCUUGUUACGAAAGAUUUAUUGCCCGGAGAGGAAGAUGCGAGAGAAUUUAUAGCGACAAUGGCACUGCCUUUGUUGGUGCAGCGAAAGAGUUGCGAAAAGCAAAAGAGCUCUGGCAUGGAAAGGAGACGCUCGACUUUGUCGGCGCAAAGGGGACAGAAUGGAGGUUCAUGACUCCUGCGGCACCGCAUCAAGGCGGGAUCUAUGAAGCAGCAGUCAAAUCGAUGAAGUUUCAUCUCAAGAGAGUAGUGGGCCUGCGGGUCCUAGGGUAUGAGCAAUUCCUGACUCUUUUGGUAGGAAUUGAGGCCAUUUUGAACUCAAGGCCGCUGCAAGCGUUAAGCGACGAUCCAGGCGAUUUGCAGGCGCUAACGCCGGGACAUUUUUUGGUUGGCGAACCAUUAGUCCUGCCACUGCCGUUUUUGACCAGCGAAUUGCCGAAUUCUCAUGGGGUAAGGCUUUGGAAAGAACGAAAGACAAUGCUCGCACAUUUUUGGACAAGAUGGAGAGAGGAGUACUUAGUAACUCUGUUGGAAAGAAAGAAAUGGAGAAGAGAGAAGCACGGUGUGAAGGAGGGACAACUAUGCGUGAUCAAAAGUGAGAACUUCCCACCAUCAGCUUGGGCUUUGGGACGAAUCCUGAGGAUAAUAAAAGGGAAAGAUGGUCUUGUCCGGAACGUAGUGAUCCAGACUGCAACAAAUCAGCUAACGAGGCCAGUACAGAAGAUCUGCAUAUUGCCAACGGAAAGAGAUGACGAAAGAUAA
This is a messenger RNA of Eupeodes corollae, 3921 nucleotides long. RefSeq lists its product as uncharacterized. NCBI's taxonomy places the organism in Eukaryota, Metazoa, Arthropoda, Insecta, Diptera, Syrphidae. The record is from RefSeq and is a predicted model, not a curated record. Gene Ontology annotation, biological process: DNA integration. The transcript has a single exon. Gene Ontology annotation, molecular function: nucleic acid binding. The coding region runs from base 1 to 3921 and encodes 1306 amino acids.